Messenger RNA from Candidula unifasciata, 1860 nucleotides. Lineage: Eukaryota; Metazoa; Mollusca; Gastropoda; Stylommatophora; Geomitridae. The record is from the annotation of a GenBank genome assembly.
AUGAGAAACAACAUUUACCGACACUUCAAAAAGCUUAUUAUUCUGCUUGGUCUCUGGAUCUUUUACGCCGUACACAAAAUUGUAUCAUACAACACGGAAAGUAAUAAAUUCGAGCUGCUGCCAAAUAUAGACAAACAAUAUCUCAUAGACAUAGAUUCACAGGGACUCCUUCCAGAUUCGGCUAACUUGCUUCAAAAGUUAAAUAAUUCCAAAAGAGAUUUACUACAGAAAGAUUCAUUUAGAGAUAUCAUUAACGACACCGAAAGAAAAAUAGAACAGGAAGAGAGAAGAAGCCAUCCCCAACUUGAUAAACUUGCGAAGAUAGGAGGGAUUGUGAUACAAAAGAAACCGGAGCAGGUGUUGGCGAACGUUACUCUACCCUUGUUCAAUAACAAAACGGAUGGUUCGGGACCAGGAGAGUUGGGUCACCCGGUGAAAAUCGAUGUCAACAAACUAUCGAAAGAAGAGAAACUCAGAUAUAAUACAGGCUGGGGAUCACACAGCUUUAAUCAAUAUGCAAGCGACUUGAUAUCGAUCCACCGGAGACUCAUUGAUGGAAGAAGUCAAGCGUGCAGAAAACAAGCAGAAGGGUACAACAGUUUGCGACUGCCGCAAAUAAGCGUCAUCAUCAUCUUCCACAACGAGGCUUGGUCUGUGCUGUUGAGAUCCGUGCACAGUAUCCUGUCGAGGACACCUGCACAUAUUCUGAAGGAGAUUAUCCUUGUAGACGACUUCUCCACCAACGACUAUUUGAGGGAACCGUUGGAGAAAUACUUCAAUUCCUCCCCAAAAGUACACAUUAUUCGUGCAACCAAGCGGCAGGGACUUAUACGGGCUCGUUUAUUGGGAUAUUAUUUUUCUACUUCACCUAUUGUUGUUUUCUUAGACUCUCAUAUAGAAUGUUUCCCUGGUUGGGCCGAGCCUAUAAUUGUCCGGAUUACCGAGGAUCAAACAAGGGUUGUCUUUCCAUGCAUUGAGAUAAUAACGGAUAAUGAACUACACACGACGUACAUAGAGAUCCACCAGACCGGAAUUUUCACAUUUAAAGACCUAACUUUUCAGUGGCAGGGGCUUUCGGCGGAGGAAAGGAACAGGAGGAAAAAUGGAGCAGAUACUAUAAGAUCGCCAACAAUGCCAGGAGGACUUUUUGCCAUCAGCCGAGAAUUCUUUGACAAACUGGGAACUUACGACCCUGGACUGGAUUACUGGGGUGGCGAGAAUAUUGAACUCUCCUUUAAGGCUUGGAUGUGUGGAGGUAGCGUGGAACUGGUCACGUGUUCACACAUCGGUCACAUCUAUCGACGCUCCAGCCCUAUUAAAUAUCCGCCAGAAAACAGUAAUAAAAACUCUAUACGAGUUGCUGAAGUUUGGAUGGAUGAUUACAAAAACUACUUUUAUGAAAGAAUACUCUUCAAGCUGGGUAACUACGGAGACGUGACUGAGAGGAAACAGCUUCGAGAACGUCUCAAGUGUAAGAAUUUCGAGUGGUAUUUACGAAACGUUUUCCCCGACGUUGUAUUACCUUCCAACAUCAAGUACGCUGGAGAGAUCCGAAGUGUUGCCUCUCCUCGAUGUGUAGACAGUAUGGGUGGACCCGAUGGAAAGCAGCAUGUGCCGAAGAUGUAUCAAUGUCAUGGAGAAGGAAAUCAUCAGUUCUGGUAUUUUAGUGGAAGUGGUCACAUAUAUCAGGAUGCUUGGCACAUCUGCGUCUCCAAUGGACAAACUAUCAUCCAAAACGCUUGUAUACCAGAUGGUGCCACAUGGAAGUACAGAGAGGUAGGAUAUCGUGUUCUAGAAAAUAGCCUUUCCCACACUAUAUACGAAAUCCGUUCCCAUAUUUCUGGAGACGCUGUGCCGUAG